CGAACUAAGCGCAUCGGUGCAUGUGAGAUCCAUGUUUUUUCCGCAUUUGUCACAUUAAAAGGUUCUUUUCUAAUUCGUUUGUGUAGUAAACAGGACAUACGAUAUUCAUUUUCGUUUGUACUCGUAUCCACAAUGCAGGCAGUGAGGUUCGGACGCUGUGCCUUUCAAAUUUCCAAACUCUCGCAGGCAACACGCUAUUCUUUUAGUUCGCAGCCUGGCAGGGGACAGACCGUGUCCAUUAGUGCGGGUCUACGCAGAAUGACAACAACUAGCUCACAGCCUGUUGUGAUCCGCAUCCCGAGACCCAUGCAAGAACAUAUGGAGAACGUCAAACAGAUGCAAAGCAAGAAGUUUGACAGGCUGCCAACAGUCAAGCCGGGCAGACUAUUGAUCACGAGCAAGAACCCGCAGCUAAACCAGUCUGUAGGCUAUACACUUGGAAAAUUUGAACAACCUGUUCUGACAUCAAAGGGAUGGAAGAGUAACAAAACGUUAGGGGAUUACUUCUCCAUAAAUAGCAUGCAGAGUGCUCCACCAUCCAUGCUCAAGCAGAAGAACAAGGGUAAUGACACAGCUUCCACCACUAAAAAGACAUUUAAUUGCUUUCACAUUUGUCCAGAACUGGUCGAGACUUUACACAGUCAGAAUAUAAUUCACCCCACCACAGUGCAGAUGCAAACCAUUCCCAAAAUACUAAAAGGAUGCAAUAUUCUCUGCGCUGCAGAGACAGGAAGUGGAAAAACACUCGCUUACCUCCUUCCCAUCAUCCACAGGCUGCAGGAGGAGCCGUUCACAGACUCCGAUAGAAACAUUCGCGCUGUGGUCGUUGUUCCAUCACGGGAACUAGCAGAACAAGUGACAUCUGUAGCUCGAUCAAUGAGCCAACGGUUUGGAAUAGUGGUCAAAGUCGCAGGAGGUGGGAGAGGUGUGGGAAACAUCAAAGCGGCGUUCACUCAUGGUCAGCCAGAUGUUUUAGUGGCCACACCUGGCGCUCUGCUAAAGGCUCUCCAGAAGCGGUUCAUCAGCUUGAGCGAACUAAACUUCCUAGUCAUCGAUGAAGCCGAUACUAUGUUUGACGUCAGUUUUGCGGGCUUGCUUGAGGAUAUUUUUUCGCAUACCCAGGUGGCGUCCAGACUCUCAGAGACAGUUGGGCUUGAUCAUAAAGCUCAGCUGGUUGUGGUGGGAGCCACGUUUCCGGGUGGUGUAGGAGAGGUGCUCAGCAUGGUGACUAACCUGGCCAGCAUGGUGACCGUUAAAAGCCGGAUGCUACAUCAUCUCAUGCCGCAUGUAAAACAGAUGUUUCUCAGGAUCAAAGGGGCAGACAAGAUUCUAGAGCUUCAUCAAGCUUUGAAGAAGGUUGAACUGGAGCAUAAAGGGGUUCUGGUGUUCUGUAACUCGGCUUCCACUGUCAACUGGCUGGGCUAUUCGCUGGAGGAGAUGGGUGUUCGUCAUAUGAGGCUCCAGGGAGAGAUGCCUGCAACCAUGAGAGAGGGAAUUUUCAGGAACUUUCAAAGAGGGAGUGUUGAUGUUCUAAUAUGCACUGACAUUGCUUCAAGAGGUUUGGACACACAGAGGGUUGGACUUAUUGUCAAUUAUGACUUCCCAGAGACCCACACAGAUUACAUCCACCGGGCAGGGCGCGUGGGUAGAGCAGGUGGCUCUGGCGGAGGGGAGGUGCUAAGCUUCGUUACUCACCUGUGGGAUGUGGAACUUGUGCAGAGAAUAGAGACAGCAGCCAGGAGGAGAACAUCUUUACCAGGGAUGGAGUCAGAAAUUCAGAAACCCAGCAAUAAAACUGAUGUUAAAGAAAUGGAGAAAACCAAAUAGGUGGUUAAAGUAUGAUCUACAAAUCAGCCUUAUUAAAAAUGUCAAAUGUUUAUUUUAUAUUUGUUGUUUGAACCUUUAAAAUAAACAUGUUAAA
Rhinichthys klamathensis goyatoka is the source of this 1921-nucleotide messenger RNA. It is a transcript of the gene ddx28, whose product is annotated as DEAD (Asp-Glu-Ala-Asp) box polypeptide 28. Gene Ontology annotation, molecular function: ATP binding; RNA helicase activity; nucleic acid binding. Gene Ontology annotation, cellular component: mitochondrion. The coding region runs from base 133 to 1827 and encodes 564 amino acids. Gene Ontology annotation, biological process: mitochondrial large ribosomal subunit assembly. The record is from RefSeq and is a predicted model, not a curated record. Lineage: Eukaryota; Metazoa; Chordata; Actinopteri; Cypriniformes; Leuciscidae. The transcript has a single exon.